CUUCUUGCCUUCUAUUCCCUUCAUAGUGCCCCCGGGAGGAUGCUGCUUCAACUGCUGCAUGCUAUUGCCGGCCCUACCAGUUGGCAAUGGUAUCCCUCUAUGAGUCUAGAGACAGCCGACAUGAGCUGGCAAUCUAUUCCAGGGGACAGGACUCUCCGGCUCAGGGUGAAAUGUGACCUUCCGAGCCUUUCUGUCUCUCCUCAGACCACCCCACUCAUUGGCCCUGCCUUGCACCCCCUUUGAGUGUUUUUGCCUCACUGGAAGAUCAGUAGUGGGGUUGAGCACAUAUUAUGCAUGCCAAAUGUCUAGGUUUGACACUCAUCUUCUCCAGUUGAAUGAAUCUCAGGAUGUAGGCUUGGGAAAGGUCUUGGAGAGUCACCACUUACUGAAGUGGGCAAGACUGGGCUAGACAGCCCAAUAGCAUGACUUGCUGUAAGGCAGCUCCACAAAUUCACAAGGUUUCCAGUGGCUUUCUCUCAGCUGCUUCCUGUAUCCUUGUUCCUCAGAUGCAGGGCCGGAUUUAGGUUUGGUGAGGCCCUAAGCUACUGACGGUAAUGGGGCCCUUUAUAUGUCCAGCUAUCCUUUGUCAACAACAAAUUGUCACUGUUUUUUGUGUUGAAUAUAUGCUAUAUGGCAGGGGUGGCCACCUCCCAAGAGACUCUGAUCUACUCACAGAGUUAAAAACUGGGAGUGAUCUACCCCCUUUUGGGGGGUUCAGGUCAAAGCUGUUGAGUUUUUUUAAGGAAGGGAAGCCCUGUUUUGGGGGGGGGUUAGGUCAAACUUGUUGAGCUUCUUUUAGGAGGGAGGGAGGCCCAUUUUUGUUUAGGGCUUCAGGUCAUAGUUCAGCUUUUUUUAGGGAGGAGGAAAAUUUGGGGUGAGCUUUUUUUAGGGGUGCCAGUGAUCUAGCAGUGAUCUACCACAGACAUCCAGUGAUCUACUGGUAGAUCACAAUCUACCUGUUUCACAAUCUACCUGUUGGACGUGCCUGCUAUAUGGUAAUUUAUGGACCUAAUAGGUAUCUAAAGCCAUUUGAACAUAACAAAAUAGGAGCCUACACAACACAAAACACUGUUGCUGUAUGUAGGUUUUAUUUUAUUUGUUUUUUAUCUUAUAUUUUGAAAAUGUACAUCCAGGUUUGUUUGUUUUAAUUUUUUGGGGGGGGGGUCCCCAAGAGAGUGGGGCCCUAAGCUAUAGCUUGUUUAGCUUAUACAUAAAUCCAGCACUGCUCAGAUGCGAAGAAUGUUGUAUUUGUUUUCCUGAUUAUAAUGCUGCUACUUCUGUCCUAUGUUCUAAUAUUCCUUUCACACAAAAGAACCUGUUGCAUGCUGUGGCUUUUUGACUGGCAUGUCACGCUAAAUUUCACUCACACCAGUGGGCAUGGUGUGGCCCAACAAUGAAAGCCUUUGGACAAUGCCUCUACUCCCCUGCCCUUUCCACACAUGCCUGCUUCUCUCUUCACCCACGAAAAGGACAGGAAAGAACAGCAUGCCAGUAUAUACCACCCCAAAUUCCAUCAUGUUUACUCCUUUAGUUCUCUAGGCUAAUGAGGUUGCAAACAGAUUAUUUCCAGAACCAGUUAACAAGAAAAUAAGCACUAAACUUCCAUUAGAUUCUCUGAAGUGACUUCAAUGUGCGAAAGCUCAAAUGUAAUAUGGAAAUUGACAGGGAAUGGAGGGAAAUGGAAUGAGCUGCCAUGUGAAUGCAGCCUUAGAUGUAAAUUUGACUUCAGAAGUCAACCAAGAGUGUAGGAGGCCACGCUCCAGAUAUGCCUGGAUGAUACAAGCUUUCUCCAGCUUCAAAGAACUUCCCUGGAAAGUCCAGAGCUUCAGAAAGUGGCAGUUUUAGGGCUAUUAUGUAAUUCUGGUUUCAGACAAUCCCCACUGGUGCAUAUUGUGAUAGUUGGAAUACAGAAUUAAAAUCCUGUCUAAUGUAGGUGGCUUUGGGUCUAUUUUUUAGUACAACAUGCAUUGCCUGCUUCCUCGCCAUGCUGUGUUCAGCAUUAAUUGACCAUAACCUCGAGUCCACUUGACAUAGAUUUGGGGAAUAAAGUUUCUGUUCUGUUAAAACUUAACUACGUAAUACAAAUAAACGGCUCAUCAGAAAGGCCAACCCAGUUUCUAGUUUCGAUGACCAGCUAAAAGAAAAGAAAAGAAUGCAAUACUAAUUGGGAGUGGACCGGGGGACUGAAGUUGCAAGCGCUCUUUCUCUUACCAAGCUCAUUUGGCAUUUUGUGGCUUCCUAUACAUGGUUUUUGGCCAAGCGGGCUGGAUGCUUUCAGGCGAUGGAGAGAACCAGCUUGGUAUUCCUUAUCCUACUGGGCCUUAUAAUUAGGAAAAGUUUUGGGUGCUACUGUGACCAUUACCCAUGGAGCUCCUGGUCCAGCUGUUCACAGACUUGCAACCAUGGGAUGCAAACCAGAUCAAGGGAAAGCAACUACAAUGCCUAUUAUUAUAAGAAUUAUUGCGACCGAUUGUGCACGUGGAGAGAGACCCGGGCCUGCAACCAGCAAGUCUGCCCCAUCAACUGCCAGAUCAGUGACUGGGGCUCCUGGUCAGAGUGUGACCCAUGCGUUAAAAAGCAAUUUCGUGUCAGGUCUCUGGUACAGCCAUCUCAGUUUGGAGGUCAACCCUGUACUGAGCAGAUGACAGAUUUCCGGAGAUGCUUCCCCACAAAGUUAUGCAGGAUAGAGGAAGUCAAUUGUGGGAAUAAGUUCCAGUGUGAAAAUGGUCGCUGUGUUGGCAGACAACUGAGAUGCAAUGGAGACAAUGACUGUGGAGACAAUUCAGAUGAAAGGCACUGUGGGAGGAUAAAGAACGCCUGCCGCCCAACAGUCAAGACUAUACCCAGUGUGCAGCUCGUAGGCCUGGGAUACCAUAUUCUGGCAGGAGAGAGCCGAGGAGAAGUCCUGGAUUUUUCUUUCAACGGUGGGAGCUGCGUCCUUCUGAAGAGCGAAGACAAAAGGAGCACAUUUCGUGUGCCUGCAAACCUUGAGUCCGUCCACUUUCAGGUGAACCAUCAAGAAGAUGACCUGAAAACAAAUUACUAUACAGAGUUAACAUCCUUGGUAUCGUCUUCUAGUAAUAUGAAGUAUUUCAAGGGAAACGGGAAAGAUGAUUGGGGAAUCCCGUAUUUAUGGGGGUCAACGUCAAACACAGAAACUACGGCAUCAAGUUCCUUCCAUGAAGCCAUCAAAUCAUCCCACAAAAUGAAUUCCAACUUCAUUAGGGUCCAUAAGGUGAUUGCUGUGUCGAAUUUCACAGUGAAGCAGUCGGGCUUGCACCUCUCUGGAGUGUUUUUACAGGCCCUCAACAGCCUGCCUCUGGAAUACAACUAUGCCCUUUACAGCCGGAUAUUUGAUGACUUUGGAACUCAUUACUACAAAUCUGGCUCAAUGGGAGGCAAAUAUGACCUUCUUUACCAGUACAGUGAAGAGCAGACAAAAAAUUCAGGCUUAACCCAGCAACAAAUGGAACACUGUGUGCGAACAGAAACGACAGAAACCUAUUUCUUCUUCUUUACGGAAACAGAAGUUCAUAAGGAUUGUGUCAGAAGUAAAAUGACUGAGAGCUAUGAAGGUUCCAUGCUGAAGUCAUCUGAACGGUCUAUUUCCUUGGUCAAGGGUGGAAGGGCACAGUAUGCUGCAGCGCUAGGCUGGGAGAAAAAAGGGUCUUUCCCGGGACAAACUAUCUUUACCGACUGGAUGGAAUCAACCAAGGAAAACCCAGUGGUGGUUGACUUUGAGGUGACCCCCAUUUUGGAUUUGGUGAAGAACUUCCCAUGUGCUGUGACCAAACGCAGGAAUCUCAGGAAGGCUUUCUCAGAAUAUAUGGAGAAAUACGAUCCAUGCCGAUGCGCCCCAUGCCCCAACAAUGGUCACCCUGUUUUAUCUGGGACCGAAUGCCUGUGUAUCUGCAAAGCUGGAACUUACGGUGAUAACUGUGAGAUACGAGCCCCAGACUACCAGUCAGUUGCAGUAGAUGGCUUCUGGAGCUGCUGGUCUGCAUGGAGUUCUUGCGAUGCAUCUUUCAAGAGGAGGAGGACUCGGUUGUGCAACAACCCCCCGCCCACAAGUGGAGGAAAGCCUUGUGAAGGUGAUGGAGAAGGAGAGGAAGACUGUUAUAUUUCACUGUUUGAAGACAAGGGGGCUCCUUGCAUAAAUGACGAUGAAGCCGUAAGAGAAGUAGAUAUGUAUCAACCUGAACAAGACUUGGGAUGCCUGACUCCAGUACCUCCAGAAAAUGGAUUCAUCAGGAAUGAGAAAACACACUAUUCCAUUGGAGAAGAAGCAGAAGUUGUCUGCCUGAGUGGCUAUAACCUUGUUGGGUACCAGUUCCUUAGGUGCCUGCCGGACAAAACGUGGAAUCAACACACGGUCGAGUGCCAAUUGUCGACUUGUUCCAGACCGUCCAUCUCCGAUGAUAUCAGAAUCACCCCAUUUAAAUUUCAGUACCAGAUUGGGGACAUCAUCCACUUGAGUUGCCCAGAUGGUCGUGUUGUUACUGGCCAGAAGAAAUACACUUGUGGGGCUGAUCUAUCAUGGACACCUCCUGUUUUGACAUCACUAACUUGCAAGGAAGAUGGGCAGUUGAAUUCAAGAGGGAAUUGUCCACUUGGACAAAAAGAGGUGGAGUCUCAGUGCGUUUGUAUAUCUGCCGAGGAGGACUGUGAUCUCUACUCUGAAGAUAUCUGUGUGCUGGAUGGGGCAUCUGAACAAGCCCUUACGAAACCGAGCUGCCAGUAUCUGGUGGAAAGGUGCAAUGGCUCUGAACAGUUCCAUUUCCUCCAUUCUGGACCCUGCCGUGAUGACACGCCUUUGAACUGGGCCAUCGAGAGGGCAAGCUUCUCAGCAAACAGCACAAAGAAAGAACCUUGUGGGUAUGAUGUGUGUUAUGACUGGGAAACAUGUUCAGAAACGGAAUCACGGUGUACCUGCUUGCUUCCAAACCAGUGCCCAAAGGAUGAGGGCCACCUUUACUGCAUCCAGACCAGAAGGGGGCGUCCAAAGAGGACAUACACCCUCUGUGCAUUGGGGGCCAUGAAAUGCACCAAGAUGAGGAUGGAAUUCUUUCAUCCUGGGAAGUGCUUGCCUUAAAACAGACGUCAAAACUCAUCUCCUUAUGGAAGGACAUCCAGAUAAGACAGACAUAUUUUGGUAACAUGGUAUAUUCAGAAUAAAUAUCAAUGGACGUUAGUACUUUGGUAUCAAUAUAUGUCAAUCACUGAAAUAAGGAGUGCUUUACAUAUGUCCUAAGAGUACAGCGUUGCUGAAGAUUUCAGAACUGUCUUUUUCAACCAUUCAUUAGGUGGAAUGGUGGGUAAUGAAAUGAAUCCCUCCCCAAAAAUAUUAAGGGAGAUGAGAUGGAGUUGCCAUUUACCUUACUUAAACUUAGGAUGUAGCUAAGGUUUCUCUCUCUCCUUUUUCUUCCUUUAAGCUCAAAGCUCUCUCUGCUGUUUCCCACUGGCCGCAUUCCCUUUACAGUCGUACCUUGGAAGUUGAACGGAAUCCGUUCUGGAAGUCCGUUCAACUUCCAAAAUAUUCAGAAACCAAAGAGUGGCUUCUGAUUGGCUGCAGGAACCUCCUGCAGCCAAUCGGUAGCCGUGCCGGACGUUCAGCUUCCAAAAAUCAUUUGCAAACCAGAACACUCACUUUUGGGUUUCAAUCGUUUGGGAGCCAAGGGAUUUGAGAUCCAAGGUACGACUGUACUCUCUUAAGAAGAAUGCUACAUCAUGUUGCAUCACCCCAAGGCAUUCUGGGAGGUGAAUUUAUAUCCCACCUUUCCUCCCAAAGGAGCCCAGGGUGGCAAACAACAAGUGAUAAAACAAUUCUGAGGGGAUUAUGAACAGGAAUCACACCACAGUCUUUUUUUAAAAAAUAAAAAACCGCAUUAUUCAUUGAUACAAGAUUAGUCAUGAUCUUUGAGUAUUUCAGGAUGGCUGACAAAGUCUGGCUCUGUACAGUCCAUCUGUUUGCUUUAAGACAAUAUGAAAUAAGUGUUCUGGGUUAUUGCUGGUUUGAGACAGCUAAUGAUCUACCAAGAAAAAUGCACAGUCAUCUUCAACUUCUCCAAACCCAGUCUAAGCAUCAACUUGCAGCAUAGGGGUCUUCUAGUAAUCUCAAUCAUGGAACUCCAAAUCUUUAACCAUAUACUGUAUGUCCAAAUUUCUCUGUUUUCCUCUUUCACUCUCUUUCCUCUCUCGGUUUUUCUCUCGGUUUCCCCACCCAACCUCUCUUAAAAGACAGCAAACCUUUCAAUAAAUAAGCCAGUUAAAUGCUGGAGUUGCCACCUGUGUGAUCAGCCAUAUUGGUCAGCUGAUGUCCAAUUGCUCUAGAAUCUGGCAUAAUCAAGAAGCAGAGCUAACUGUGAGCCUAUGGAGAUAUUCUUGGGUCAUUUAUUAAAUUUAUAUCUGAACCUUCCUCCCAAAGGAGAGCAGAGAAGAAGAGAGGCGAGGCCUGGUUUGCCAUAGGUGAGUCAGUAAGUGCAGAGAACAAUUUAAUAGCACAUCAUUAGUGUCCUCGGACGCCCUCCUUUACAUUCUCCCAUACCAAUGGAACAGCUGCCAUUUA
Messenger RNA from Zootoca vivipara (common lizard), 6565 nucleotides. Its product is annotated as complement component C6-like. Gene Ontology annotation, cellular component: membrane attack complex. Gene Ontology annotation, molecular function: protein binding. Gene Ontology annotation, biological process: complement activation. The record is from RefSeq and is a predicted model, not a curated record. Lineage: Eukaryota; Metazoa; Chordata; Lepidosauria; Squamata; Lacertidae.